AAGCAAGAAGAAUGAAUAUGCUGAUGGAUCACGGACAUCACCUAGCUCUGUCGUCAUGGAAAUUGAGUGACUGGAGGUGAUUCACACAGCACCAGCGACCUUUUAGCUGGAUGUAUACUUAAGAAUCAGAUCCUGAUUGGAGUUUGCUAAUUCACAUUGAAAAGGUCUAGAAGUUCAGAUGCGGAUCAUUAACAUGCAAAGAAAGACUGAAGGCAGACACAAAGCGCAGCUUACUGGAAAUGGAGGACGAAAGAUUGAAAGAGAAGAGACCAUUGGGGGAACUGCUGGAAGUAAAAGUGGAUGUUCACUCUGAAGCUCUGGACUUCAUCCACAGUGACACGAGGCCUGUGAUUUAUGACAGGGAUCCCAAAAAAGUCAACAGCAGUCUUAAGGUCAUGUUUGAGGAUGUGAUUGCAGAACCCCCCUCUGUGCGGAGCUUUGAUAAAGUGUGGCUAUGGAGUCACGCCCUGUUUGAGGUAUCCAGACUAUGGUGCUACCGAUUCAUCUCUCUCCUGCUGGCUGUGCCAGUCUCACUGGCAGCAGGGCUCCUCUUUGCUGUGCUCAGCUGCCUGCAUAUCUGGUUGAUCGUGCCAUGUGUGCAGCUCCUUCUCAUCAAUAUGCACUGGGUUCAGACUGUGUGGGCCAGCAUACUGAACAUUUUUAUCAGUCCAUUCUUUACCAGUAUUGGAAAGUGCUGUGGUCAAGUCACCAUCCUUCUGGCAAAAGAUAAAAACUGAUGGAAACACACUGUGUGGAAGUGAUUGGUUAAAACAGCAAUUAUGGCACAUGAACAGCGGCAACAGACUGCAUACUAAUUCUGCUGGGAGGGAAAUGAUCAUCUGUAUUUUAACCAUCUGUGAUUAUUCUAUGUUUUUAUUCACUUAUCAUGCAAUUUGUCAUGCUGAAAUAUAUAAUUAGUUUUCUGUUUUCUAAAUUUAAUAGUGCAUUAUGCAUAAAGCCUUUUGGCUGUCUAGAUAAGGGCAACACAAAAAGCAUACACUGAGGGGAAUUAAUAAAUAAUAAUUCAAUAAUAAAUUAUAUUAAAAACCUCCUUAAUACACAUGUAAAAGAAGAAUCCACUGAAAGCAAAGUGAAUGACAGAUAUUGCAAUUAAUUUGCA
Oreochromis aureus is the source of this 1120-nucleotide messenger RNA. Its product is annotated as caveolin-2-like. Gene Ontology annotation, biological process: caveola assembly. Gene Ontology annotation, cellular component: caveola. Gene Ontology annotation, molecular function: molecular adaptor activity. The record is from RefSeq and is a predicted model, not a curated record. The coding region runs from base 240 to 737 and encodes 165 amino acids. NCBI's taxonomy places the organism in Eukaryota, Metazoa, Chordata, Actinopteri, Cichliformes, Cichlidae. The transcript has 5 exons.